AUGUCUGGUAGAUUAAUAAUCCAAGUACGCUCAGAUGCACCUCGAAUCUAUAGAAGGUUGGCUAGAUAUAUUAACCAACCCAUUCAGUCGUUGGCACUUCAGUUAUAUUAUAUUCAUCGUCGGAUAAGAGGAGACGACAUCUUACAACUAAGCGUCCGUAGAAUUGCUGCUAAUCGUGAGUCUUCAUAUAUACGCCUAUCGACUCGUUACAUUUGGCUACGCCUUUUAAACCGAAAUCAAAAAAGAAUCUACGCGGAAAUUGCGAGACAGGUUAACAUGUCUAGAUUAACGAUGCCAGCGAGGUCUAGAAGAAAUCGAGUAAGAACACUAAGAACACCUUUAGAACAAAAUCAAGCAACCGUUCUAAGAAAUUCUUUUCUCGCUGAACCACCACAGAAUCAAAUGGCCCAAGACCAGGACGAAAGAGAAAUUUUGAAUUCGGAUCUAUUUAACGGAUCCCCACAACAAUUCUGUUUUUUUGGAUCCACGCCCUCUCAAUGA
This is a messenger RNA of Acaulospora morrowiae, 501 nucleotides long. The record is from the annotation of a GenBank genome assembly. Lineage: Eukaryota; Fungi; Glomeromycota; Glomeromycetes; Diversisporales; Acaulosporaceae.